AUGACCGACACGCUCAACGUGCCUUUGAACACGCUCACGCAGCUCUCCACGGCGCUCUUCCAGUCUCUUUCGUCUCAGCCUCACACGCAUGGUGGACGACAGGGUGAGCCGCCGCCACCCGUAUCCGCAUUCCUGUCUGCGGAGACUGCACUCGUUCAUGCACUGGUUGAGACGGCUGCACACCAACGGAGACAACAUCACAUCAACAAACUUAUGCCAGGAUGGCGAGAGAUCGUCGAGAAAAUCGAACAAGGGCGCAAAGAGCUCGAAAGCGUCGUGAGAGAGGGCGAGGAAAGGGUAGAGGGUAUCAAGAAAGCAAAAGAAGCUGCGAUACCCUACCCUGAAUUGCUUGCCUAUGCCCAGUCCCUGAGCGCAUUCACGUCUGCGCCCCCAAACAUGCCUGAUCCCAACGCACCCCUUUCUGCAGUGCAUGGCGCACCCGUCCCGUUGUUCUUCCCUCCUUUCCCCAACGAAGAGAAGAUGCGGAGAGGCCGACUCAACGUCGAGAAACCGCUUGGUAGACUCGGGGAGAGCCACAGCGUGAAACCUCCUUCACCGUCGCCCAAGCAGAAAGCGAAUGCACGCGAUCGCCCCGGUGUGCAUCCCUACAGACACGAAAUCCGUGCACAACAGACUGAGUUUGACUUGGAUUUGGAUCUGAACCCUGACCUGUAAAAUGAGUGUACAUAUGUAUUAUGUAAUGAGAGA
Messenger RNA from Pisolithus orientalis, 708 nucleotides. Its product is annotated as vitamin-D-receptor interacting mediator subunit 4-domain-containing protein. Bases 1 to 675 code for a protein of 224 amino acids. NCBI's taxonomy places the organism in Eukaryota, Fungi, Basidiomycota, Agaricomycetes, Boletales, Pisolithaceae. The transcript is spliced from 4 exons. Gene Ontology annotation, biological process: regulation of transcription by RNA polymerase II. Gene Ontology annotation, molecular function: transcription coregulator activity. Gene Ontology annotation, cellular component: core mediator complex; mediator complex. The record is from RefSeq and is a predicted model, not a curated record.